AUGAUGGACAUGACCCGACCAUUUAUGAAUCCGAAAGGUCUCAGUUGGUUUGUCACGGCUCUGUUCGUCGUUGGUGAUUUAGCCGGUGGUGGUUUGGUGGCCUUGCCUACGGCCAUGAUCCAGUCAGAGUUUUACCCCGGAUUGGGCAUUUCUGUUGUCAUGAUGGCGGUCGUCACCUAUACGGCUUACGCACUGGGACUCAGCUGGAAUAUUCUACUGAACACAUGGCCAGAAUAUCGAGAACAUUGCCGGAAGCCAUAUCCGGAAAUCGGUUAUCGAGCUAUGGGCAAAGUCGUCAAGUGA
Ostertagia ostertagi is the source of this 303-nucleotide messenger RNA. The record is from the annotation of a GenBank genome assembly. Lineage: Eukaryota; Metazoa; Nematoda; Chromadorea; Rhabditida; Trichostrongylidae.